GGGCUCGCAGCAGUCUCGGGCGUGGGCGGGCGCGGAGCCGCCGCCUCUCGCGGGUUCCGUUAGGUGGUGCGUGUGGCUGUUCGCCGGCAAUCGUGCWGUGAGAGCCUCCGACGAUGGAUGCCAAAAAGAAAAUCACAGCGCCUCUUGUGUAUGCUGUUUGCAUUGCUGCCAUUGGAUCUCUCCAGUUUGGGUACAACACUGGUGUAAUUAAUGCUCCUGAGAAGAUCAUUCGGAAGUUUUUCAACCAAACGCUUUCAGAUAGGAGUGGGAGGGCUGCUUCUCCAGAGCUCCUCACCUCUCUAUGGUCGCUUUCAGUGGCCAUCUUCUCAGUAGGAGGCAUGAUUGGCUCCUUCUCAGUCAGUCUGUUUGUCAACAGAUUUGGCAGGAGGAACUCCAUGCUGCUGGUGAAUGUCUUGGCCUUUGCUGGUGGCCUUCUCAUGGCCUUCUCRAAGGCGGCAAAGUCAGUGGAGAUGUUCAUUAUUGGCCGCUUCAUUAUCGGUGUCUUCUGCGGUCUCUGCACCGGCUUUGUGCCCAUGUACAUCAGUGAGGUCUCACCCACCAGUGUCCGCGGAGCCUUCGGCACCCUCAACCAGCUGGGCAUCGUCGUGGGCAUCCUGGUGGCUCAGAUCUUUGGACUGGAGUCAAUCAUGGGCACGGAAGGCCUUUGGCCAAUGCUUUUGGGGUUCACGAUCCUCCCAGCAAUCCUGCAGUGUGUGGGYCUUCUGUUCUGUCCCGAGAGCCCCCGAUUCCUAUUGAUCAAUAAGAUGGAGGAGGAAAAAGCCCAAGCAGUUCUGCAGAAGCUCCGUGGUGAUCCAAAUGUGUCUCAGGACAUCCAGGAGAUGAAAGACGAAAGUGCUAAAAUGUCCCAGGAAAAGAAAGCUACUGUGCCAGAGCUCUUCCGUUCUCCAAACUACCGGCAAGCCAUUAUCAUUGCCAUCAUACUGCAGCUCUCCCAGCAGCUCUCGGGCAUCAAUGCUGUGUUCUAUUAUUCCACGGGGAUUUUUGAAAGAGCUGGCAUCACGCAGCCUGUCUACGCCACCAUUGGAGCCGGUGURGUGAACACAGUCUUCACUGUGGUAUCGCUGUUCCUGGUGGAGCGUGCAGGGCGCCGGACCCUCCAUUUAAUUGGAUUGGGUGGCAUGGCUGUGUGUGCUGCUAUUAUGACUAUUGCUUUAGCUCUAAAGGACACUGUGGUAUGGAUCAGAUACAUCAGCAUUGUUGCCACUUUUGGCUUUGUYGCUCUUUUUGAGAUUGGCCCUGGCCCUAUCCCGUGGUUCAUUGUGGCAGAGCUCUUCAGCCAAGGCCCACGACCUGCAGCUGUGGCAGUGGCUGGCUGUUCCAACUGGACCUCCAAUUUCCUGGUGGGAAUGCUCUUCCCCUAUGCAGAGAAAUUAUGUGGCUCCUAUGUCUUCCUCAUCUUCCUUUUUUUCCUGGUCAUCUUCUUUGUCUUCACGUACUUCAAAGUGCCAGAGACCAGAGGCAGGACUUUUGAAGACAUCUCCAAGGGCUUUGAAGAACGAGGAGCGAGCCCCACGUCACCCCAGAAGAGCUCCUCGGUAGAGCUGAACAGCAUACAGGCUGACAAAGAAGCUGCCUAAGAUCCACGGCACACCCAUUUUUCAACUCUUACAUGCUUAAAGAGUCAUUAAAGGAAUGAGUAAAGAAAACCUUGAGAACUGGGACAUUUUUCCCCUCCUCAAUUGCUGCUAUUUUCUUCUUUUCACCCACAAGCUCAUCCAUUYUGCCAGGCCUGCCAGCAUUAAGCAAACCUGGUAUGGAUGAUUCCAUACUGGAAAGCACCUGGCACUCGCAAAAAUAAUCUCAUCUUCCCUGCCACAAACAUCAGGAGAACAGAGAAGAKCUGGCGAUAUUUUUACUUUUCUCACGUAAAAUUGCCAUUUGGGGUUAACAUACUUAUGCACACAGUGACCAUUAUGUAUUUGGAUCUAAUUACUAUUUUUGUAGUGAGUUGAAGUGACCCACUAAACAAGUCCCCAGCCCCUUGAGUCUACUUUGUGUGCGUGUGUACAGUGUUACACUGGGAUUUGGCAAGCUUACCAAAAAGCCAUCUUGCUUUUUCCUAUCCAGUGUGCACUUUUUUUUAGCCUCAGGAAAAAGGGGACCAAGUCACAUGCAUAUUUUUUCCUGCUCUUUUAUUUUUUGUAUAGACAGACUGAAAGCAUACUUUUACUUCAGUUUAUUUAUUUCUAUGUCACUUUGUAAAUAUUUAUUUUUUUAAUGGUGUACAAAAAUGUACAGAUAAAGAAAUCRGACAAGUUUAAGAGAAAUAGCUAUUCUAACAAAAGAUGCUGUAGACUUGAGGUGCAAUAAGACUGUAAAGGAGAAAUGUGGUACUGAAAAGGAGAUUCAUCAUUUUAGAUGGUAUGUACAUCAGAGCCAAUUAUGCACAUCACCUUCAAGUAAUUUGUGCCCUCUUGGAAGAAAUACAAAGAAUUGUGUACUUGUGGGAAGAGGUACGUUUCUGCCCUAAAAUCUCUGUUAUUAGGGAUUUUUGGUGACUAUUUUAAAGAAUUGUUCUCAAGUGUUGAUGAGAGUGAUAUUGGAGCUUACAGUGGGUGUUAUUGGAUUAUAUUUUCAGACGUGGUUUUAAGUAUUCUAUGGAUGAUUGAGGGUGGUGAUUGCAAACCAGAAGGUAAUUUUUCCUGCCUUCUCUUAAUUUCUUUCUUUUUCGGCUUCUCUGUUGUAGUCUAGUACGUCAUAAAGUCUGAAAUUUGCAGAUUGUCAGUUGAAAGAGCGCAAGGAUAAAAAUUAUUUUUCGAAGCUGUAUUUUCUUAGCAAUUGUUCCUAUAAAUAUUACAGAGGCAUGUAGCAUGACCCUUGUGGACACAGGCAUGGUCAGUUGUGGUACAUGUAAGUUCAUAAGGGUAGAGAUGCAGGAGUGGACACCAGAGCUACUGCAGUUUGCUAAUAUAGCAGCACAAACGGUCUGUAGUGUUCAGUCCCCUGCUUGGUCACGGGUCAGAUGGUUUUUUUUUUGCCCCAUGUAUCCUCUCUGGAAGAUGUGCAUGAUGUUGUGGUGCUCACCAGUGUGCUGUGUAGAUGUGUGCAGCUCUGUACUAGUGCCUCUGUUCAAGGGAURUGGCAGGCAGUAAGUGUGCAUCAGUAAAUGUCGGUCUCCUCGCUUGUCAUUCUGCUGGGCAAUUGAGUUUGUGUAUCCCCCACCCUUGCUGAGCUGGCACASCUCAGCUCAGGCAGGCCAAAAGUAGCACGUAAGGUACUCUUGCAGUCAAGGAGGGGCAGCUUUAAUUCACUGUAGUGCUCUGUGACAGGCUCCGUGCCUGUGCAUGCCUGCACCAAAUAUCUAAAGGCACAGAGACUACAAUUUAAGCUCCUGCUAUUCUGAGAUCAAGUCUGCAGUUUUUGGACUUGGUCAAACUCAGGUCUACCUGCUGGAAUUCAUUACUGGAUAGCCUGAAGACAGGCAGGCACACAGAUUGUGAGACAUUAAAARGAGGAAGGGCGUAGAAAAGGUUGGAAUGACAGCAAGACUUCUGUAGUGUGGAUGGCCCAAGCUUUCUUGCCAAUAUAAUGCUUCAGAGCAGGUUAAAGAAAUUCCCAUUGAUGUAUAUUCUGGGGGGGUGCCUGACAUUUUCAGUAACUAGUGAUGACAUUACCGUCUUACCUAAUGAAAACAGUUGCUAAGAUCAGUUAAAAUUUGCUGCUGUUAAAUGCUUCCUGUGAAUUUGAAGUGCCCCAGCUUUGCARAAUGCAAUCAUAUUACAUCCAGUUUUACCUAGCUUUUUAUCUGGCUUACAGGCCAGAUAUUUAUUCUCAGAAGUAUUAUAUAAGUCUUCUUUCCCAAUUUUAAUAUUUUGGCUCAGUCACAUAGAUUUCUGUGCCCUUCCUUUGACCCCAGCACAUCCAGACAUGGUAUUUCUAUAUGGGUAUCUGUAUGUUAGGAAAUUCUCCCCACAGCUGUGCAUAAGAGCAUUCCAUMCUUUGCAUCAGAUGUGUGUUGGCUUGGACCGAAACAUGUAGGCCUUUCUCACACGGUACUCUUUGUUAUUUUCUUUUUCUGUAACAGCAUUGUGAAUAUUUCGGAUGGAUUUUAUAUGCUUAUUAAAUGUGGUUGUUUCUUGGUUUUGAAAUAAAAAAAAUAUUAAAUA
Molecule: messenger RNA, 4127 nt
Organism: Malurus melanocephalus (red-backed fairy wren)
Lineage: Eukaryota; Metazoa; Chordata; Aves; Passeriformes; Maluridae
Product: solute carrier family 2, facilitated glucose transporter member 3
Exons: 10
Coding region: 114-1598 (494 amino acids)
Biological process (GO): D-glucose transmembrane transport
Cellular component (GO): membrane
Source: RefSeq, a predicted model, not a curated record